Messenger RNA from Colletotrichum aenigma, 1224 nucleotides. RefSeq lists its product as uncharacterized. The transcript is spliced from 5 exons. The coding region runs from base 1 to 1224 and encodes 407 amino acids. The record is from RefSeq and is a predicted model, not a curated record. Lineage: Eukaryota; Fungi; Ascomycota; Sordariomycetes; Glomerellales; Glomerellaceae.
AUGCAUCGCCAACCAUGGCCAACGACUCGUCCGCCUGUCCAGGUUCAGCUACAGGACCGAGACAACGCUACUGCCUUGAUCAAUGCGAACAGUGUCCGUCAUAAUGCCGGAAUAUCACUUCAGGGUAAACACUUCGACGCCAUUUCCUUCCCCUCCACGGCGUCCACCACAACUCCGGCCUCCAAGAAGUCAAACGACGAGGUUGAAAGUCACAGCCAGACUGCGAGUGUCACUAGCAGCAGAUUUGCAACACCAGCUUCAGGACCCACAGUCGGCUCUAUCAACCCCUUCGAUCUAUCUACAACCACUUCAAGUACGCCUCGCCAUGUUCUCAUCCGCGUGGAUGGUGAUGCCGGCUCCUACCUCGAUAGUGUCACUGGCCAACCGGCAUUUCAGGAACAGAAUCUCCCUUCGGAGUUGAAUGGCUCGUUAUCAGUUAGUAACGGGGACCCGAUUCAGACGGGCUGGAGUGUGGACUAUGCGGGCCUGUCCCGUACAUCCCGAGAUUAUGGCAAUGGAAUUGGCUGGCGAUUACAGGAAGCCGAGGCCGUCGCCGACCCUCACCAGACGUGUAGUUGGCCCCGGAAAUUUGUCUGCUCUUUGUGUUCAUUACGAUGGAAUGCCGUUCCCCUACCAGCAAAAGUUAUCCGCGGCGAUGUCAGUCAGAAAGACAGGAUCGACUUAAGAAUCCCGAAUCCGACAGAUUCUAAAAGAGAUCCAACCUUCUCUCGACCCGGAUGCUCCGAGUUUCACUACUAUCUCGAUCAUGAAUGUUCCGCCACCGAGCCACGAGAGAUGAAGGCUCAUCUACAUUCCCCAAGAAAGAACGGCCAUAAAGCGUACCUCACGGGCUUAGCCAAUCGCAUUGAGACUGGGCAGAUACUCAGUGCCAUCGACAAGGAGAUAUCGUCGCGUCUGAUGCUCAUGUUUAACGAUAGGGACGCCCGAGGACAAAAGUCCAUCUCGCAACCCAUCAACACCGUUCUGGGCCCCGAGGAUAUCAGCAGCCCCGCGGUACUACGAGAACACACGCAGUGGAUGUCCUAUCUUGGCCUGCAUACGCCCGAGCUUCACCGACGUGACUUUUUUGAUCCAAGGACAAACCAGUGGUACUACCGAGAAUACAACCUUGACGACGAUUUCGAGGACGCAUGCGAGAACACCAGGGUUAUAUCUCACGCCACCGGCCGUGCUGUAAGGACGAGCGACUUUCUUUGGCGAUAG